Messenger RNA from Sclerotinia trifoliorum, 2722 nucleotides. Lineage: Eukaryota; Fungi; Ascomycota; Leotiomycetes; Helotiales; Sclerotiniaceae. The record is from the annotation of a GenBank genome assembly.
GGUAUCUCUUUAAUCUCUUUAAUCUCUUUAAUCUCUUUAAUCUCUUUAAUCUGUUUCUUCUCCUUUCUCCAAUAUUUUCUCUCUCUUCUGAAACUUUCCAUACCUUCUAACUUCUUCAUCCUCAUCUCAUCAUCUCAUCAUCUCAUCAUCUCUACCCUUAUUUGCCGACUCUCCACUUAUCGUUGUUCCAUCCACUUUGGUGACAUUGUCUGGAAAUCUAAAUACACGGCCAUACCGAACAUAACCUGAUCCGCUCCGCCAUUUUCUUUUUCCUCUUCAACGAUUUUACGACUGGAAACGAUACUUACGAGUUCUUGUACAUUCACCAGUAUUUCUUUGUAUAAAGCUGUAACUAUACCGAAAUAAUUCACACUCAACUUGUCGACUUAACUUCAUUGAUCAACCAACUACUUCAUUUUGUUUCCUUCACAUCUCGAACUUAUCGCAAUACAACUUCUAAUACUUACUUUCAUUAAACAAUCAUGUCGGGAAUUUUGAGCAAGCGACAGCUUGCGCGGAAUGAAAUGGCUCUUCAAGAACUUGUAAAAUCUCCAGGGAAUAAUGUUUGUGCCGACUGCCAGGCAAGAAACCCAGGUAAGACUCAAGGCUCUAUAUUCAACAAACAUGAACUGAUCACCGAUGUAGGAUGGGCAAGUUGGAGUGUAAGUCCAAAUCGAUCGCCGGCGCACCAUUCAUUGAGCGGGGAGGACAUGUGUUCUGACACUUACUAACAACGGCAUAGUUAGGGAUAUUCUUGUGUAUGCGUUGCGCGGCCCUACACCGAAAGCUGGGGACACAUAUCACAAAGGUUAAAUCGCUGAGUAUGGAUUCAUGGUCAAAAGAUCAAGUAGAAGUAGGUCUGGAAAAAAAGGCAUUCCAAUAUUGUUUCUAAUGGUUUGAUAGCAUAUGAAAAAGGUUGGAAAUGUUGUGUCGAAUAGAAUUUACAAUCCACAAAAUACACGACCUCCAAUCCCUAUUGACGCUGAUGAGGCAGAUUCGGCCAUGGAACGAUUUAUACGGCAGAAGUACAGCAAUGGACCUCAAGUCCAAAGGCGGAAUCACACAGGUAGUUCGAGUUCAGACGAUCACCCUCCACCACUCCCGCCUAAGAAUGGAGCGAAGUUUGGCUUUAGAUCCGCUUCUUCAAUAUUCCCUCUUUCUUCGAAAGCAAAAAAAGACAAUGAAGAUGCGCGCGCAGAAUUUAACGAUUAUAACCAACCGCCAUCACCACCACCGAGAAACAAUAAACAUUCAAGGAUAUUUGGAACUUCUCUAGACGCAACGGAUGACCUAGAAUCGAAGAUGGCGAAAUUACGAGAAUUAGGCUUUAGGGACGAGAAGAGAAAUACAACAGUGCUCAAGGGCUUGAAUGGAAAUUUGGAGAAGUCCAUUGAAACUCUAGUCCGAUUGGGUGAAGGCGGAUCUAGUGCAAGAACAGCAUCCUCUAUAAAUUCUUCCGGGCCGCGAACGCCCGCUAGUCCGCCUGGUUUAUCAUUUGAGCGGCCUCAAGCAACCAGUCCCACAACGUCAUCGGCCUCCAACAACCCAUUCGAUAGGCUUGAUAAUCCAGUCUUUCCUCAUGUGCAAUCUACACAGUCUACAGGUUCAAUGGUACAAGCACAGCGUCAGAUGAUGGGAGGAAAUCCAUAUCAGAACACUACGAGCACAAAUCCAUUCGGAUUAAUGCCAUCUCAAUCACAACUCAAUUUGAAUCAGUCAUUCCAAAAUAUGUCGGUUUCUUCGCCACAGCCCCUUUUCCCUCACCACACAGGUGGGGUCCCUGGUCCUCAACCACCGGCAGUACAACAACUAUACCAACAAUCUAUGGCGCCUCCUGUUCCUUCCCUACCGCAGCAGUACUAUCAGCCCGUUGUAUAUGAAAACCAGGGCCGGCAAUCUCAAUCACAGCAAAUCGAUCGAAAUAACAUGAAUACCAAUCCAUUCAUGCAACAAGCACCACCGCCAGUCGUCAACACCAACCUCCAAUCAAAUCCUUUUAUGCAACAAGCCGCAACGAAUCAAACUUUGUUCGCAAGUCCGGUCGCUCAAACGCCUCAACAGCAAUAUCCAUCUGGGAACUACAAUAUGGGAGGACAAAAUCCUCCACCACAAAUGAAUCCAUUCCUCAACCAAGCGAAUAUGCAACAGCAGCAGCAGCAACAGCAACAGCAGCAAGCAUUGCAGCCACAAUAUGGGUACCAACAACAACCGCAAUCUCAAUACCAACAACCUCAGGUACAACCCCAAAGCUCUCAGUAUGACCAAUAUCGGCAGCAAACCUACCCUAUGAUGCCACAGCCGACUGGGAGAUUAGUAGACAAGCGCAGUAUUUUGGAUCUCUACAAUUAUCCUCAAUUAGCGCCUACUCAAAUUCAGCAGCAACAACAAGAGCCAGAUCCCAUCCAACAGCAGGCGCCUCAAGCCACGGAUAUGGCGCAGCCUAAUGGACAAAUGUCAAGCGGUAGUAACAACCCCUUCAUGUCGAAUGUAGCGGCAGCACCGAAUGGGGGAACGAACACUAGCAAUGGAUCCGGGAGACAAAUUAGUCGCGAGAGUAUGAUGAUAGAUGGUGGGGGUUGGCAAAAUGGAAGACAUAGUCCGGAUGCAUGGGGGCAAAUUAGUGGGAGGCGAUGAAUAAAGACAAAAUAUCGUAAAAGAGAAAAUAAUAAUUCUUGGCUUAGAAACAAGUUCACAAAUGAUGAGCGAGUACGAACACCGUAAG